Prorocentrum cordatum is the source of this 2697-nucleotide messenger RNA. NCBI's taxonomy places the organism in Eukaryota, Dinophyceae, Prorocentrales, Prorocentraceae. The record is from the annotation of a GenBank genome assembly.
GUGUCGGCCUGGGCGCCCAUGCCGCCGCACGGGUCGCAAGGGCUGCUGGCCGCGGCCCAGGCAGCAUCUGCAGCCGAGGCUGUGCUCCUUGCGGCAGGUGCCGGCGGAGAGGCUGUCGGUUGCCCAGGCGGACCGCCGCGCGCCACGGCGCCGACGUCGCUUGCACUCCCCGCGGAGCAGAGGCCACCUCCGCUUGGCGUUGACCCAGCUGGCGCCCCAGCAGUGGCUGGUCCAGGAGGGGUGGCGCAGCUGGAGGGCAGCUGUAGCCUCAGCCUGGGUGACUCUUGUGGUGCUGCCGACGGCAUCAACUUUUCGUUCGCGGCAGGGGCGCCUCCGGCGUCUGGGGCGCCGCUGGCACCCGCCUCGUUGCCGCCACUCGCAGCGCUGGACGAGGGACCCUCCGAGGCGGCGGGCGCACCCACCGCUUGCGCUGCCGCACGCGGUGUCGACGAUCUGCGACGCGCGGAGGCACCGCGCGGCAGCGCGGGAGGAGCUGCAGGUCUCGGGCCCGGCAGCCUGGAGGACGAGGCCGGCAGCGAGCCCGCGGAGGUCUGCGCCGCGUCAGCCGCAAGGUCCUCUGCAUUGGGCGGCCCUGCCGGCCGCCUCGUCGCCGGCAGUCCGACGGGCGGCUUCGCCGACCCCCCCGCCGGCAGCUUCGCCAGCAGCCCCGCUGGCAGCUCAGCCGUUGGGUUCGUGGGCCCCUCCGCGGGCGGCCCCGCCGGCGCCCCCCCCGCCGCCAACCACACCAGCAGCCCCGCCAGAAGCUCCACUGGCGGCCUCUCUGGCAUCUUCGCCGGAGCCCCCGACGGUCUUCCCGCCGACGGCGUAUGCGCUGGCGGCCUCGCGGGCAGCCUCGCGAGCGAUCAUGGCGGCGAUCGCCUUGGCCCCUCGGGCAGCCCUGGCGGCGACCGCGACGGGGCGACGCGGGCGGGGCUCCACCGCGACAGCUCCGAGCCGUGGACUGCCCCAGGCGUGGGGCUCCCGUUCGGCGGCUCCUCGGCGGCCAGCGCCAGCGCUGGCGGCCGGGCUGCAGGGACGGGGCCAGGGCAGCAGGAUUCAGAAGGCGAGGCCGACAGCGGGACGCCGCCAGGCGGCCGGUGCGGGGCCGCACGGGACGUGCCCGGGCUGGACGCCACGCGGGAGGGCGCCGCCCGUGGCCCCCAGUCUCUGGGCUCGAGCGACACUGCUGGCCCGCUGGCCCAUGUCGUUCAUCAGGCCGCACCGCCGCCCGCGCCAGGGCGGAGCGGCGGCAGCUCGGACGGCGAGGGCGGGGCUGGCGUCGCCAGUGCUGGCGCCAGCCUCAGCUUGCUUGCUGCGAGUGCCGGCGGUGGCUCGCCAGCAGUGGCGGCGGCCUCGGUCGGGGCUGCGGCGGCAGUGGCGGCGCCCGGGUCCGGCGGGUUCGAGGGCGGGGGCGUCGGCCGCACCAGUGCCGCGGGCGCGCUGCGGGGCCGGGACGAGGGCAAGGUGGCGGUGGGGGCGGUGCCAGAGUCCAGCGGCUUGUGGAGCCAGGGCGACGUCGGCAGCGUGUCGGAGAUCGGUUCCCCGCCCGCCGCUGGCGGCGGCGCCACUGGCGCUGGCGCCGCCUGCGUCGGCAGCCAGCGCGACUUCGGGGCGGGGCUCGGGCCGAGCAGCCUGGGCGACUCGGCGGCGGCGCCUGCGGAGGCGGUCGGCGCCGUCUCUGGCUCUGCUGCCAAGGGCGCCGACAAGGUGGCCGCGGCGAUGCUGGAGGAGCUCGGGCUGGACGACUCGGCGGCGGGGUUCGGGCCGAGCAGCCUGGGCGACUCGGCGGCGCCGCCUGCGGAAGCGGUCGGCGCCGUCUCUGGCUCUGCUGCCAAGGGCGCCGACAAGGUGGCCGCGGCGAUGCUGGAGGAGCUCGGGCUGGACGACUCGGCGGCGGGGUUCGGGCCGAGCAGCCUGGGCGACUCGGCGGCGCCGCCUGCGGAGGCGGUCGGCGUCGUCUCUGGCUCGCCUGCCAAAGGCGCCGACAAGGUGGCCGCGGCGAUGCUGGAGGAGCUCGGGCUGGACGACUCGGCAGCGGGGCUCGGGCCGAGCAGCCUGGGCGACUCGGCGGCGCCGCCUGCGAAGGCGGUCGGCGUCGUCUCGGGCUCGCCUGCCAAGGGCGCCGACAAGGUGGCCGCGGCGAUGCUGGAGGAGCUCGGGCUGGACGACUCGGCGGCGGGGUUCGGGCCGAGCAGCCUGGGCGACUCGGCGGCGCCGCCUGCGGAAGCGGUCGGCGUCGUCUCGGGCUCGCCUGCCAAGGGUUCCGACAAGGUGACCGCCGCGAUGCUGGCGGAGCUCGGGCUGGACGACUCGGACAGCGAAGCGGGCGGCAAGGCGACGAAGAGCAGCAGCGAGGGGGCCGGGGCGGCGGCGCCCGCCGCGCAGUCUGGGAAGGCCGCGGCCGCCCCGGCCGCCGAUGCCCCAGGGAGCCCGGGGGGCUCCUCGUUCAGCUCCGCCGCGCCGAAGAGGAGGAUGAGCAACCCCCUGGGCCGCGGCCGGGGCAGCGGCGGCAGCCUCAUGUUUGGCGGCGGCGGCGCGCGCGGCCGCGGCGGCGGCGCGCUGCUGUCCUCCGCCCUGCGGCUGGGCGCCGCCGGGGGCGCCAGGCCUUCGGGCGGCCCCGGCGCGUCGAGAAGCGGCAGCGCGUCGCAGCUGCUGGGGGCGCAGAUCGACUGGAGUCAGGCGAGCGCCGGCUUCUGA